This is a messenger RNA of Rhinichthys klamathensis goyatoka, 477 nucleotides long. Its product is annotated as phospholipase ABHD3-like. The transcript is spliced from 2 exons. The record is from RefSeq and is a predicted model, not a curated record. Bases 133 to 462 code for a protein of 109 amino acids. NCBI's taxonomy places the organism in Eukaryota, Metazoa, Chordata, Actinopteri, Cypriniformes, Leuciscidae.
UCACGGAGCGCCACCCAUCUCCCAAUUUAAAGUCCUGUCUCCGUUCACCUUUGUAUUUGGACGCGCAUCCUCAUUCAGCAGCAGCCCAAGCGUCUCAAUAACGUUAGCCGGAACCGUGGGGUUUAUAGGGCAAUGAUCUCACCGGAGCUUAAUUUUAAUUUAUUUUCGAGUGACCUUUCACUUUACCUUAAAAACCAAGUUAAAGUCGAGCUAUUCGGCUCUGGGGUUGGACUAUCAUUAGUGCUCGGAUUCAGCGCCGCUUAUGCCUGCUACUACCUGAUCUCUGUGGCCAAGAAACCCAUACUGAUAGCCGGAGGGAAAAAGUUCCAUCAGUUCCUGAGAGACCAAUGCCCCGUAGUCUCGGAGACGUACUACCCCACGUUCUGGUGCUGGGAGAGUCGAGUUCAAACGCUGCUCAGACCCUUCGUGACUGCGAAGCCCUGGGUCAGCUACAGAAAGUGAGCACAUUUCCCUCAC